AGAGAGGAAAAAAAGCUUGAGGGAUUUAGAUGAAGAGAGACAGCACGGACAAAGCGAGAGGCAAAGGAAAAGCAGUGUGAGGGCAAAUUUCAACCAGCUAGAUUGCUGAAGAAGACGGGAGAAUGGAAGACCUCCCCACCCUCUCUUAGCUAAAACCACAUCUUCCACUUUAACAAGCUUUGCGACGGACUGGAAGUCACCCCGAGUCUCUCUGAACACCAUGGACCAGGCUAAAGGACUAAAAGAUAACAUGGUGUCAUCCAACGAGAACAGUCACCGGCCACUUUCAUCUAGUGAUGUGGAGGGCAUGUCGCGGUGCGGUCUGAAGACCAUUUACCUCCAUAAGAACUUCCAGGGAUUUGGUUUCACUCUGCGACACUUUAUAGUCUACCCACCAGAGUCCUUCAUCCACAAUGCCAAGGAUGAAGAGAAUGGAAAUGCAAUUAAAAAAUGUGCUAAGAAGUCUCAUUUGGAUGCAAUGGACACCAUUUUUGUCAAGAGCAUUCAAGAAAAUAGCCCUGCUCAUCAAGCUGGGCUGUGUACCGGCGACAGGCUCGUGAAAGUGAACGGGGAGAGUAUCAUAGGAAAAACCUACUCUCAGGUGAUUAGACUCAUUCAAAACAGUGAAAACAAUUUGGAGCUCUCUGUUAUGCCAAAAGAUGAAGAUGUACUGCAGUUGGUAAGUGCGUACUCCCAGGAGACCUGCUUGAGAGACAAUGGGACAUUUUUAGUGAAGGACCAUAGCCUCCCUGAGCCCCCCCUUCAUUAUUGUUCCGCCAAUCCCAAUUCCAUUGCUUCACAGCUAAGCCACAAACUUCACAGUGCCUUUGACAACUGGCAAUGCAGACCUAUCCCGACACCUUCACUAAUGGACAACCACCAUGUUGUUGCUUCAACAAGUAACUGUACAAGAUCGCCGAAGGAUGCCAGUGAUAACUUUGUCACAAUGGUGCGACACCGUGGCCGCUCCUCUUUACCCAUCAGUGCACUCGACUUUCACUUUGCCAACCAUAAUGCUGCCAUAGCCUCGGCAACUCUGCCUCCACCGCACAAAAUCGGCCUGCCAGCCUCGGGUCAAAUUUGUGCUUAUUCCUUCUGCCACCAAGCGUUGUCAGACUGGCACAGCUGCCAAGUUGAGGUUGCUGAGCACCCGUCCCCUUGCCACAGGAGUGUACCUCAGGAUUGUUUAGCAGUGCAGGGAUUGUGCUCUUGGCCUACAUAUGCUGCCAUUGUCUCUCCAGAGACUAAAAGGCGAGAGACCGUCUUGUGUCAUCAUCAAGCUCAUGAUUCCUACUUGCUUGGGGAAUGGAGUGGUAUUUCAAGACCGGGAAGAGUGUCAUGCUCAGAGAGUUUGCUGGCAGCAUAUGCAAAGUAUGAAUAUAACUACGGCCGUUCCAUUGAAACUCUAGAAAAAGCCUCUGCAAUUGUCCCAUUGUGCUCAGACAGUUCUUCAAAAUUAAUACAAGAAAAGCAUCAGAACACUGCAGGAGGGCAUGAGCACCAAAUCAAAAGAGCCUUCCAUUUAACUGUGUCCUCCACAGUGCCUCCUUGUGGUAAGCAAUCAGGUCAGCCGGUAGCUGAACCCCAAAAAAGGGGAGUGACUGAUGAGUUGGUGGGUUACGAAAAUGGCAGCCAUUCAAUGUCCCACGAAACUUGCAGUCUCCCCGAACAUGCACAGACUUUAAGAGAGCCAAGCAACUGUGGCCCACACUGUAGUCCAGACAGCAGAAGCAGUGCUGCCACGAGUGAAGUAGAAAUGGUGACACAACCACAAUGGACUACCACCCUAAUUCCAUCAGAGGAUAAAACUCAUAUGGGGCGCAGUGGAGAUGUAAUUUCCCCAAUCACUCUAAAACAGCCAUUGUGUCACAGAACCCUUGUUCAAACUCUUCCAAGUCCCCAGUCACCUGACACACUGAGUGAAACCCCCUCAUCUGUCUCUGGUGGUCCUGGCUCCAGUCGCAGCAAAAGUGUCAGCCUGGCGCAGCAGGCGUACAACUCCCUGUCCUCCAUUCCCUUUUUAGGCAGUAUCAAAGGACGGCGCUCUUCUUAUCUGCUGGCUAUUACUACAGAGAGAUCCAAGUCUUGUGACGAGGGUCUUAACACCUUUAAAGAAGAGGGCCAUGUUUUCACGAAACUACCAAAAAGAGUCAAGAGCUUUUUCAUUGAUGGGUCUCUCGAGAACCUGAAAGCCCAGGAGGAGGCACGGUCCAAGCGCCACUCCACCUCGGAACUGGGAACCAUCUCUUUCAGUGACAUCUGCAAGGAGGGCUGGCUACACUACAAGCAGAUUCUUACAGACAAGGGGAAGAAAGUCGGUGGCAGCAUGCGGCCUUGGAAGCGCCUCUAUUUUGUGCUUCGUUCCUAUACGCUUUUCCUCUACAAAGACAAAAGGGAGGCUCUUCUUCAUGGGACAGGGCCUGCUUUUGGUCCAGAUGAACAUCCCCAGGUCAGCAUUCGUGGAUGCCUGGUCGACAUUGCUUAUAGCGAAACAAAGCACAAGCACACCCUGAGACUGAUGACACAGGACCUCUGUGAGUAUCUGCUCCAGGCUGAAAACAGGGAUGACAUGUUGGCAUGGAUCAAGGUUAUCAGAGAAAACGGCAAGAUUGACAAUGAGGAGAUUGGUUCCUCAAGACAGGCUCUUAUCAACAAGAAGCUAAAUGACUACAGAAAACAGAGUCUUACAGGUAACAAAGCUGAUUCUUCCCUUAAAACUCACCGUAUGAUGCCUCCCUUCCUCUUGGGUAAGAAUGACAACACGUCAAUGAAUCAAUCUUCCAAAACUGUUGACAACAAGACACCAUGGGGCAUCAAUAUCAUGAAGUCCAAGACGACAAGCUAUCCGAAGGCUUUUGGUGUGCGACUGGAGAACUGUCAGCCUGCUGUAAAGUACAACUUUGUCCCCGAGAUUGUGGAGAUGUGUUGUGGUGUGGUCGAAGCAACAGGUCUAGAGUACACUGGAAUCUAUCGGGUGCCAGGAAACAAUGCCAUGGUGUCCAACCUGCAGGAACAUCUCAAUAAAGGUUUUGACAUCAACACUGCUGAGGAGAGAUGGCAGGAUUUGAAUGUAAUCAGCAGCCUACUGAAGUCAUUCUUCCGAAAACUGCCUGAGCCACUGUUUACUGACGACAAAUACACUUACUUCAUUAAUGCCAACCGGAUAGAAGACACGAGGGAACGCCUGAAGACUAUGAAAAAAUUGAUUCAUGAUCUCCCAGAUCACUAUUACCAUACUCUCAAGUUCUUGGUGUGUCACCUAAAAAGGGUGGCAGAUCACUCUGAAAAAAAUAAGAUGGAGCCAAGAAACCUGGCUCUGGUGUUUGGUCCGACGCUGGUGAGGACAUCAGAGGACAAUAUGACAGAUAUGGUCACCCACAUGCCUGACCGCUACAAAAUAGUAGAGACACUAAUCCUACAUUGUGACUGGUUCUUCUCUGGCGGAGAACUAGAUAAGCAAGAGAAAGCUCCAGACGAGAAAAUGGAGCAUAUGCCGAACAUUGACCACCUGUUGUGCAACAUUGGCAGGCAAGGUAUGCCAGGAGAAACAUCAGAUUCCACCGCCAGCGAUUCAGUUAAGUUGAAGCUAUCUUUGAGUGCAAUGAACACCAGCGACCUCCUGCCCAAAUCUAUCAUCUCUGCUGUGACCCGCAAGCGUAAAACAUGCCCAGCUCAUCUCACAGACAGCAGUUCAGAUGAGGACUUUGAGCACAAACCUAUCAAAGCCAACAAUUAUGGGAAAACAAAACAAGUGGAUGGAAACAAAAUUGUUGGAAGAGACAACAUGGAACACUGUAUUCCCACAAAAGAAAACAUGGAUGACCAUAGAAAUGGGGUAACUGUAAAAGAAAUCACCACAGAAUGUGAAAGUGAUGCAGUUGAAAAGGAUUUUCAACCAGCCGAUGAUGAAAUGUCUGAGAAGGAGAACAAACCUGUAUCACAUGUUUGUCCAAACAGCUGCCUCUGCCCAUGCAACCAGAUAAAUUACACAUACCCAAGACCUUUACCCAUGAGCAGUCCUCACAAUAUGACAAGGAAACAACCCAAACUCCCUUUGUGGGUUUUCCCAACAAUGCUUCCAGACCAGAGGUCGAAAAAUCAAAGCAGCCUGCAACCAAUCUGGAGUCAGAGCUUGUGCCAACUUUCAAAAAGAAAGUCGGAACGACUAAAGCAAUGUCCAUGAAUUUAGAACUUCAACUGGACCAGAGGGAUGAUAUCAUGAGAGAACGGAGAGCAGAGAAAGUGAAAAUCAUCACUGUUCAUGAGGGCGCUGCUGGUCAUCAUAUACCAGGUGAUUGAGAAGUAACUCCCUAUUUUUAAGUACUUGUAAUUUAUUUCUGAACUAUAAUUCUUACAAGAAAUGAACAUGUGAAGAAAGUGUAUUGCAUGGAGUUUUUUUUUUAAUUCUAUAUGGGCGCCAGCAUGAGCCUCCAGUUUCCCAAGCCGCCUGGGAACCGCAUUAACUGAUUUCACAAGGAACUCUUGUGGGAUGGAAGACAUAACUUCUCUUAUUCACCCUUCCAAAGUCGUUGGUUUGGUAGAAUAGACUUGAUCCUUACAUCAUGGAACAUACACAAAAAAAAUGUAAAAAUAUUACAACAUAUGAACAAAUAAGUAUUUUAAAAUAGGGAGUUACUUUUCAAUCACCCCGUGUGUGUGUAUAUAUAUAUAUAUAUAUAUAUAUAUAUGUAUAUAUAUAUCACAAUGGCCCAGUCCCUUGUCUUGUACAGGGGAAAACCUCUAACUCAUUGAUUGUUGAACACAACUCCCCAGUAUCUUCCUCUGUUGUUCAACUGCACUCAGCCAUGGAUAGCCUGGCGUCGACACGCUGUGAUUGUUUAAUCCAUUCACUCAAAUUAAGAGCACAUCUAACCGGAGGAAUUAGGUCAGUGUGUGUGUGUGCGUGCAUGCGUGUGCGCGUGCGUGCGUGUGUGUGUGUGUGUGUGUGUGUGUGUGUUGGGGGGCGGCACAUUAGCCCCUCAGUGUUUGAUUCUGUCAACAACUAAUGCACGUAUCUCUUUUACGAAGCAUACACUACAUUGCAUAGAAAAUGAAAGAUGAAUAUAUAUAUAUAUAUAUAUUCAUUCAUUCAUUCAUUCAUCUUCUAUCCCACUUACACUCACGAGGGUUGUAGCCUAUUCCAGCUAUCUUCGGGCAAGAGACGGGGUACACCCCGAACUGGCCGCCAGCCAAUUGCAGGGCACAUAUAAACAAACAACCAUUCACACCUACAGGAAAUUUAGAGUCUUCAAUUAACCUACCCUGCAUGUCUUUGGGAAGUGGGAGGAAACCGGAGUACCCGAACAUGCAAAUGCCACACAGGCUGGGCCAGGAUUUAUCCACCUGCUGACAACACAUGCUGACAACACUGCUCCUCCUGAAUCUCAGAGUUGACUUCCAGACAGACCCACCUCUCCAGAAGCCCUGAAUAGACCUUUGGCUGAGGAUUUUAUGAAGCUUCUUGAGAGGCGUUGGACCAAAAAAAAGAAGAAGAAAAAAAACAGGUUUUUAUGCCACCUUGGUUUUAUAUGGGUAAACAUGGCCCAUGAAACAGCUAUGAAAAUGAAAAGACAGUCCCAUUUUCAAAAAGUUAGUGAUUAUUUUAGGCAUUUGUAGUAAAGGCAAUCCUAAUUGUCAGGGCAAAUUGUGGUUGCCCAUUGAAAGACACUUCUUUUUAUAAUGGUAAAGACAAAGGUGCAUAAAGGCAAAGACAAACAGCUUCAUAAAAAUCAUGUGAGUUGCACAAUUUAAAUCUGUUGCCCGUUAAUGUCAUGAACGGAACAAAGGACAGGACCCAAAAUGCACGACUCCAAUUCAAAUGGACUGUUUCAAAAAGAGAGGUUUAAUAAAACCAGCAGAGGUCGGUCCACAGCCAGGCAAUCAGAAAAGGCAACAAUAUCCAAAAAACGUGACGCAAAGAGGCAAGGUCAAAAAUCAGAACAGGCUCUAAGUCUUACUAUGAGUCGGUGACGUGGAAACAAGGAAUGCUGGAACGUGACAACAAGGUACAACGAACUGGCGACCAGAAAGAAUGAGACAGGAGGUUAAAUGCAUGGGGUAAUUAGGGUAAAUGAGGCACAGGUGGGGAAGAUCCUCUCAGGAGCAGGUGUGUACGAGAGGGGGAAAACAACAACCAGAAGACACACCCAUGACAUUUAAACUCCGGAUACAAGUGCAUAAAUGAUCCCAACUACACCUACUCGUUAAACCCAUUUCACCAUUGCUUUUAUACAAUUGUAAUUGUCAUGAUUGGUAAUCGUAUAAUAUCAUACCCAAAAGCAGGCGGAGGAAGUAGAUAUGAGUGGUUUAUUUGGUAGCAGCUCGGGGGGGGGUAGGAUAUCCGAGGAGUGAUGGUGGUCCGUUUGGGACAGGGAAUGUGCAGGUAGUGGGAGCGUGGGCAGGUGGAGGACCUUGAUGGUGUGGCUGGAUCGGGCAGCGAAGCGGGAGACAAGGAAGUAGCACUGGAGACAGAGGAGGACACAAGAGGAUUAGUACAAUUGCCGGCCGGAGAGCUCAGGGUGCUGUUGGAGACCGGCUUGAGCAAACACACAUGAAAUGUUGGGUGGAUUUUAAGAGAUUGAGGGAACUUCAACUGACCGGAUGUAGGAUUGAUUAUUUUAGUGAUUGGAAAGGGACCAAUAAAGCAUGACGUGAGUUUACGUGAUUCGGUCUGGAAAGGAAGGUCACGAGAGGAGAGCCAAACCGACUGACCCACCUUGUAAACAGGCGUAGGGGAGUGAUGCAGAUCCGGUAACCGCUUGUUUCUAUCGGCUGACGGAACCAGGGCAGCCCUGAUGCACUUCCAAAUGGAUUGUACACAUCAUAGGUGCUCCCUCAUCGAAGGAACCGUCACAGUGUGGUCCUGUUCCUUAAACAGAGGUGGUUGGAAACCAUAACUAGCCAUAAAGGGAGACAUACCUGUGGCGGAGCUGGUGAGGGAUUUGUGGGCAUAUUCCGCCCAGGGAAAAAGGCGCUGCAGGAGGUGGGGUUACGAGUUGCGCAGGGUAGACUCCAGACUUUGAUUCACCUGCUCCGUCUGGCCGUUAGAGUGUGGAUGGUAUCCAAAGGACAGACUGCCUGCUGCGCCCACUGCCUUACAGAACUCCUUCCAUACUGGGAGGAGAAAUGAGGACCUCGGUUCGAGACAAUGUCAAUGGGGAUGCCGUGGAGCUUAAAUAUGUGAAGGACUAGGAGGUUACUGGUUUCAAAAGAGGGGGUAACUUGGUAAGGGGUACGUAAUGGACACACUUGGAGAAAUGAUCAAUGAUGGUCAGAAUGAUGGUGUUACCUACAGAGGCGGGUAGGCUAGUAACGAAGUCCAAGGCGAUGUGGGACCAAGGGCGGCUUGGGAUGGGUAAGGGGCGCAGCAGACCAGCUGGGGGCAGAUAUGAAGUUUUACCUCGGUUACAGACGGAGCAGGUUCGGACGAACUCCCGGGUGUCUUUAACCAGGCUGGGCCACCAGAAGUGUUGUUGGAUGAACUGGAUGGUGCGGGUGGUUCCAGGAUGACAGGUAAGUUUAGUAUCGUAGGCCCACUGAAGAACUCCAGGGGUUGCAGAAUUGGGCACGAAAAACCACUCUGGCGGUCCAGUCUUGGGAUCCAGUUGAGUUCUCUGAACCUUUUCUUUUUUACCACUUCCCAAGUGGCUGCCCCAACGAAGCAGAAGGAAGCAAGGAUGGGUUCCGGUUCUACUUGGCUGGAGGGGCGCGAAUAAUUGUGAGAAAGGUCGUCAGACUUGCCGUUGCGGGAACCAGGGCGGAAGGAGAGGCUGAAGUUGAAACGGCUGAGAAAUAGGGCCCAACGAGCUUGUCGUGGGUUCAAAUAUUUGGUGGAGCAGAGAUAUGCAAGAUUCUUGUGAUCGGUCCAUUUAAUAAAAAGAGAAAAGGUCCCCUCCAGCCAAUGCUUCCAUUCUUCCAAGGCCCAGACAAUGGCCAGCAGCUCACGAUUCCCCACCUUGUAAUUCUGUUCGGAUGGGGAAAGGCGACGGGAAAAGAAGUCACAAGGAUGUAAUUUUUGGGAUUCGGGGUUGCGCUGGGAGAGGGUGGCCCCAGCUCCAGUGUCAGAGGCAUCGACCUCCACAACAAACUGGCGGGAGGAGUCUGGGUGUCUUCGAAUGGGGGCGCUGGUGAAUAGUUCCUUCAGGCGCUCGAAGGCUUGUGAUGCAACAGGGGUCCAAUGGAAUGGAGAGCUAGUGGAGGUAAUACUGGUGAAAGGAAUGGCCGCUUUGCUAUAGUUGCGGAUGAAGCGACGGUAGAAGUUUGCGAAGCCUAGGAAAUGUUGCAGCGCUUUGUGGGUGGAGGGAAAGGGCUAGUUGAUGACUGCUUGGAUUUUUGCCGGGUCUAGUUGUAACUGUCCUUUGACAAUGAUGUAUCCCAGGAAGUGUACAGAGGAGAGAUGGAAUACACACUUUUCCAGUUUCACAAAGAGGCGGUUCUCAAGUAGGCGUCGGAGGACUUGGGGGACAUGUUGUUGGUGUUCCUCGGGAGAGCGGGAAAAGAUGAGGAUAUCGUCUAAAUAGACAAAGACGAAUCGGUUGAGCAUAUCACAGAGGACAUUGUUAAUGAAGGUUUGAAAAACUGCGGGGGCGUGACAAGGUAUUCAAAGUGUCCAAGGGGGGUAUUGAAAGCAGUUUUCCAUUCGUCCCCCUCUCUAAUGCGGAUGAGAUGGUACGCGUCCAAUUUGGUGAAUAUCUGGGCAUCGCAGAGGGGUUAAAAUGAAGGGUCAAUGAGGGGCAACAGGGAUUUAAUUUUCACGGUGACUUCAUUGAGUCCGCAGAAGUCGAUGUCGGGGCAGAGAGUGGUUUGGCUUCAAAAUUCCCCGGUACAAGGACAUAACCCCGUCUCUUAUUACGUGGAGUUACCACACGUUUCGCUUCCUUAUUGAAGCAGUUUUGCGGAUGUUUGCUUCCUCUUUCUUGAUGUACUGCACUGUAGAUUCAUUCACGCCAUAAUGGCGUGCCACAGAUGCAUAACUUCUGCCCUCUUUGACCAUAUCUAAAAGUUUCACUUUUUCGCGGAUGGUCAUCAUCAUUUUCUUCCUUUUGGGCACCCCGGAGGAAGCUUUCGCAGGGGCACAGCGCUUAGGCGGCAUUGUAAGGGCUUAACUAAUCAACAAAAGUUAUCGCUUAAAGAAAAAAAGUUAUCACGAACACAAGACUAAGAUACAGUAUGCGAGACAGUCAACAGCGUGGACGAGACUGGCGAGACACAACAAGGAAAGAUGCUGGGUGAGGCUGCGAUGAUGCGCAGCCAAUCAGCUCACGGGAUAAAUCCACUCGUGCUCUCAUUGGUCGAUGUCGCGCUGGGAACCAAUCACGCGCCUUGUAUGAAUGCUCAUGGCAUGUACAGUACAGUACAGGCAUGUACAAAGCCUCUGAGUCAACUCAUCUCUUUGUUUGGCAUGCAGGGAAACCUCUCUCGUGCAUCAACAUGAAACAAUGCGUCUGCUGAUAUGGCUGUAUUUUUUCAUUUUUAUUUUUUGAUGAAUUUUUUUAUUUUUUUUUUAUUAAUAUUUUGGAAAAACCCGCGAAGUGGCGAGGGAACACUGAAUAGUCUUCCAUAGCCUUCUUCUCAUGGCGGGAAAGAUUGAAGAGGUGAAUGGAGGGGAGAGGGUCUCCCAGUAGCAGGUCGAUUGCGCAGGCAUAGGAGCGGUGAGGGGGUAGUGAGAUCUUUGCUGAAUACUGAAGAGAGGUCGUGGUAUUCUGCGAUUGGCUGGCAACCAGUUCAGGGUGUAUCCCGCCUCCUGCCCGAUGAUAGCUGGGAUAGGCUCCAGCACUCCCGCGAUCCUUGUGAGGAUAAGCGGCUCAGAUAAUGGAUGGAUGGAUGGAGGUUGGGGUAUUCUUCCGGAACCCAGGAGAGAUUGAUAGGUGUGGCAGGUGGCUGAGGUUUGCUGGAGGGCGUAACGGCCGAGAGAAGAGAAUGGGAGUGACAGAAGGGACUCCACCCAGUGAUAGACGGGUGGGUCUAAUCGAUGGUGGGGUUGUGUUUUUGGAGCUAGGUGAUACCGAGGACUAAUGGGGUCUCAGGGGAAGGAAUGACAAAUAGUUGGAUGGUUUCCCGGUGAUUACCUGAGAUGGGUAGUGUGAACGGUGCCGUUUGUUGAGUUACAGAGGAGAUGAGUCGUCCAUCCAGGGUAGUGACUUGCUUGGGGACCUGAAGGGGUUGGAGAGGUAGCUGGCGUUGACAUGCCAAGCCCUCGUGAAUAAAGUUGUCGUCUGCGCCGGAGUCGAUGAGGGCUGGAACCGGAGUUUUGCAAUCUGAGCCAAAGAUAAACGAGGAAACUGUCAUGUGGGAGGGAGAGCUGGGAGAAGUGUUGGUCUGGCUCAUCAUGGCGCUCUCAUUUCUUGGGGAGCCCUGUCUUUUGAUUUUAAGGAGCAAGUGGAGAUGAAAUGGCCUGGUUGUCCACAGUAGAUGGAUAACCGUUGACUCAAAAGGCGCUGACGUUCCUGAGGGUUUAGUCUGGUCUUGCCGAGUUGCAUGGGCUCCUGUAAUGCAGUGGGGGGUGAUGAGGAAGCGGCCGGGAGUUCAGCAUGUGGCGGAAUAACUAGAGGCGCUGUGCCCGCAGAAGGUGCUAAACUACGUGCUCUAACCCCUUUCUCCCUUUCUCUUUCCCGUAGGCGAUUGUUCAGUCUAAUUGCAAGCAAAAUUAAUUCCUCGAGUGAGGUGGGCUCGUCACUGUCUGCAAGCUCGUCUUUUAGCUGCUCUGAAAGUCCCUUAUAAAAAAAAUGCCUCUCAACGCAGCGUCACCCCACCCACACUCACCAUCCAGAAUCCUAAAUUCAAUGGAAUAGGAAGCCAUGGAACUAGAGCCCUGAAUGAAGGUUAGGAGGCGAUGAGUGGCUUUCCUGCCCUGAACGAGGUGGUUGAAGACCUUCUUCAGUUCAGCUGAAACUGAGUCGAAUGAUGCAAGUCAUGGGGAGGAAUUUUGCCACGGCGCGGUUGUCCUUUUUUUUUUUGCCCUUUGUACUUGAAGCUCCAAAGCUUUGUCUGCUACUCAAGGGCUUAAGUCAGGGAUACUUGCACUUCAGAGCUAAGUCCCCAUUUUUCCAACAUUACAGGAUGAAUGAGUAGACACAGACUCUGGUUGUAGUUUUCUCCUGGAUCUACCUUCUUUGUUGUUUCAGUUAAAUGUUUCACACACACAGCUAUCCUAGUGUACCCUGUGCUAAAAGCCCAGAAAAUCAUCACUUUUGAUUUCAAUGGGUCACAGGCUUGUUGCAGUUAUUAAUAACACUAUCUUUUGAGUUGUCAGAUCAGAUCCAGAUGUACUGUAAAUAAAUGAAAACAAAAGCUGACCUGUUCUCACCUGAUGUCAAACCCAAAUUGCUUCAGUCUACAGCAAAAAUAUGGAACUUGCCUCACUGUUUCAAUACUUUUAGAGGGGAGUAUUGGGUCUAGAGCUGAGAACUAUGCAAGGGUUUUAAGUGGCCUAUGAGAUUUUUCAGAUCUCUUACUCCAGUAGCAGAUGCAGAUCAUUGCCCACAUGGGCUAAAGAAGUACAGGACAAAAAAAAAGAAAAGAAAAAACAUUAAAAUGAGGUCCGAAACAUUUGCAUGGCACUAGAGUCAUUGGUUUAAUUAAAACAUGGUCCUAUUAGUAUGUUUUAGUUUAUCAAGUUUUGUGUGUAUUUAAAUACUUUAAAGACUGAGGAAUGUUAUAUUCUCAGUAUGCAAUCUUUUAAAAUGACAGAAACCUCAUUAAUAUUUCAGCAUUCUAUUAACUAUAACAAACAUUACUAACAGUGUUUGUCUGAAACAGUUUUUUAAUGGCUCAAUAAGAUCGUGAUCAGAUAAUUAUUAUUGAUUUGAUGUACCUUUACUAUUGCAGCAGAAACCCACUGAACUACAAUUAAAUGAGGUCUGUGGCAAUGCACAGAACACCAAAGAUGAUUCUGGGUGUGGAGCAAUAUCUCUUUGACAAAGAUGAAACCUGAGCUGUACUAUUGUUUUCUGCUCAGUGACACAAAUACAGUAUAUGCAAACCCAAUGUGUGUCCUUGUUAUGCGUGUGUAUGUGUGCAUGGAUAUUUCUAAGAAACAGGAGCUUUUUCGGGGCGUUAAAACAAUUGGAACUGGGCUGUUGUGGUUGUCUUCUAAGACAUUCUGCCUCUCAUCUGAGCAGGCAUCAUCAGUUCAUAUGCAAGGCUAGUUAGGACAGCACUAGGCUGGGUGUUGGUGGGAAACACAACUAUUUAUCCUCCAAGUUAGAGGCACACCCUAGUAACCACGAAUGGUGUCGCUCUUUUGGGAAGCAGAACAACGGUUGUUAAGAUGACUUGCAGAGAGGCCUCUGCCUGUCAACAGCAGUCGGGUGGAAACUCCUUCAUUCAUAUUCCAAGUCACCUCAAGCCCAACUGAGGUCUCCUCAUUUGUUUUGAUCUUAAUGUAACACUCCUCUUUCAAACCAUCUGUCUUCUCUCAGAAUAUGCUUAUUGUUUUGUCCUCAAGAGUGCUGUUUCUCUUUGAGGUUACAGCUAAGUCUUGACCUGAAGAGUUAGCAUGUCUGUGUUGUGACAUGCGCAUGCUCAGUGGUUGCUUGGUUUCCCCAAUAUAUGGGUCAUUUUCAUAAAACUUGAUCAAUAAUGUUAAAGACAUGGCCAACCUAAUUAAAUUUUUAAAAUCAAUUAAUUUUACUGAUAUGACUGUUAGGCAGUUGUUAACAAUCAAAAAGUCAUAAUUGUUUCCAGGAAAUAAAUAUUCUACAAUUAAUAUUUUUCAAACUUUUAAUGCCGAAAUGUCUUCAGCCAUUUUGCAUUCACACAAUAGCAGACAGCAAAGUAAAUGGUGUUAGUUUUUAUAUAUGUAUGAAUUUGUGAAAAUGUCGGAACUAUAGCAUCUCUCUACCAUUACGGUAUUACAAUUGUAUAAAGACAAGAGCCUUUACCAUGAAUGCCUAAAAUUUGAAAUCAAUAACGUUUUGAAAAUAGGACUUUCAGGGUAGCUGUUUCUGCAUGGGAGACUUUUGUCAUGUCUGUUUUAAGUUGUUAUUAUUAUGAUUAUUAUUUUGCUGCAGUGCUGGUGAACUAGGUAGGCAGUGCCUUGAGCAAUACUCCUGAGGCCUAUCUGUAAUCUGCGCCUCAUAGGUGUAGUUGCGGCUAAGUGGAAGUGUCAGAGUAUUGCCUUGCUUGCCACACGUUUUCUAUUUAGUACGUGUUGCGUUUUUUUGUCAUGGCUUUUUUAGUCUCCUUAUUUUUUGGGAUCCAAUUUUACUGCUUUGCCGUAAUCAUACAACUUUUACCCAUUCAAAACCAAGGCGGCAUUAAAAAAUGUUAUAAAGACACUUGGAAAUAUAUAUUUCCAAGUGUCUUUCCCAGUUACAGAUUAAAUUGUAUGUAGAUGACCCAUAUACGUCGGUGCAUUCCUCACUGCACUUGACCGCAUAGAGUUUCCCAUCAACACCCAGGCUAGUGUUGUCCUAACUAGCCUUGUUCAUGACCUGAUGAAGCCUGCUCAGAUGAGAGGUUAGACGCCUUCAAAGACAACCUGAACAGUCCAGUUGUGAUCAGUUCAAUGCCCUGAGAAGGGAAUGACCUGCAUGAAUGACAGGCAAAGGGGAGCUUUUUCCCCCCCCCAAGGGAGUAAAAGCAACUGUUUAUAGUCAUCCUCCACCUUUUUUUUCCCAAAAAUAUUUAUAAGGGUAACAAAACAGUGUCACUAUUGGAUGUUCAGUUUUAAAAAUGCAUUUAGCAUUAAGUACAACACGUGAUUUAUGUUUACAUCAAUGUCAACAGCUGAGUUUGUUAAUCAUCGCAUGUCAAAACCAAAAUCCUACAUUUAUUACCAUGUCUGUAUUCUUCACCGAACCUGAGACAAAUGGACCUAACGUGAUGUUACUGUUUGUAACUUUUGAACACCAAUGUUAUUUGACUUAAUACCUCUGCACAUUCCACAGUAUUUGAAUCCUUGUGUAUGUACAGGGUUUUUGUGUUUAUAUGUGCAGAUCAAUUUUGUAACAGUUGAAAAGACUUGUAAUGUUAACCUUUGUAUAUAACUAUGAAAAUAAAUUAUUUGUUUUGGUAA
Messenger RNA from Phycodurus eques (leafy seadragon), 14017 nucleotides. RefSeq names its product rho GTPase-activating protein 21-like. NCBI's taxonomy places the organism in Eukaryota, Metazoa, Chordata, Actinopteri, Syngnathiformes, Syngnathidae. Gene Ontology annotation, molecular function: protein binding. Gene Ontology annotation, biological process: signal transduction. The record is from RefSeq and is a predicted model, not a curated record.